CUGCUGCGCGAGUUCGAGCAGAGACGCAGGCAGCGCUCGGUCGCGGUCACUACCGACGACUCCCAGGUUCGCAAGCAGCUGAGGGCGCUCGGGGAACCGAUCACCCUGUUCGGCGAGGGGCCCGGCGAUCGUAGGGAUCGCCUCAGGAAGAAGCUCGCCGAGCUCGACGCGCAGGACGGCGGCGAGCUCGCGCUUCCCGAGGAGGCGCUCGUGGUGGAGGAGCAGGAGGUCCAGAAGGAGCUGUUCUACACCGAGGGAUCCGCGAACCUGAUGCGGGCCCGCACCGCCAUCGCCUCAUUCUCCCUCCCCAGAGCCAAGGCUAGGAUCGAGCGAGCCAAGAGGCGCAGGGCGGAUCCGGAGGUUGACGAGGUGGCCGACCUCGACGCCGCGGCGGCGGCGACGGCGAGCUUCGCCAACGAGACGUCGCAGCUGGGCGACGGUAGGCCGCUGAGUUCCGUGCGCUUCUCCACCCCGGACGACGGCGCGAUGAUCCUGAGCGCCUCGUGGGGCGGCGUCGCGAGGCUUUGGCGCCGCGACGGGUGCGAGAAGAUCGUCACCAUUCGAGCGCACGAGAAUCGGUGCACGGGGGCGGACUUUCACCCGAGUGCGACUUUGGCGCAGGUGGAGGAGACGGCGGCGAGCGGAUCCUCCGUGUCAACGACGGUGAGCUUCGGGACGGCGUGUGCCGACGGCGUGGCGCACCUCUGGUCCCCGGGGGGUAAGCACCUGCGGACCCUGAAGGGACACGCGGACCGGCUGGGUAGGAUGGCGUUUCACCCGUGCGGCGACUACGUGGCAACCGCGUCUUUCGAUAAGACCUGGCGCCUGUGGUCGGUGGAGACCGGGGAGGAGCUGCUGUGCCAGGAGGGUCACAGCAGGCCGGUGUACGACCUGAGCUUCCACCCGGACGGGGGUCUGUGCGCCACCGUGGGCCUCGAAGCACACGGCAGGGUCUGGGACCUUCGCUCGGGCAAGUGCGUGACGACGCUGGUGGGACACGUCAAGCAGUGCCUCUCCGUGGACUUCUCCCCCAACGGGUUCCACAUCGUGACGGGCUCGGACGAUCACACCGCGAGGAUAUGGGACCUGCGCAGGCGCGGGUGUUUGUACACCGUCCCCGCUCAUUCCUCGCUGAUAUCGAGCGUGCGAUACGAACCCAAGGAUGGGGGGUUCUUCGCGACGUCAUCUUACGACGGCACCGCGCAGCUGUACUCGUCGCGGGACUUUAGCCGGAUCAACACCCUGCGGGGGCACGAGGCCAGGGUGAUGUGCGCGGACGUGGCGCCGGGAGGUAACGAGCUGGCGACCGUGUCCUACGACCGGACGCUCAAGCUGUGG
Molecule: messenger RNA, 1338 nt
Organism: Micromonas commoda
Lineage: Eukaryota; Viridiplantae; Chlorophyta; Mamiellophyceae; Mamiellales; Mamiellaceae
Exons: 1
Biological process (GO): mRNA splicing, via spliceosome
Cellular component (GO): U4/U6 x U5 tri-snRNP complex
Molecular function (GO): U6 snRNA binding; U4 snRNA binding; protein binding
Source: RefSeq, a predicted model, not a curated record